UUGUUCAGAGGAUUUUGCGAUUCAAAUCAAGAUGGUUUUAUCAAAUAAGCCUAUUUGCAAAAAAAGAAUUGUCUGUAAAAGUAAUCGCAUCCUUAGGUAUUGUAGACAUUACGUAAUUGGAUGAGAGAUGUCGUUCUUUAGCAGAAGAAAAGAUAAAAAGACCAACCAACAGAAGUCUGAAGAUACUGUUAAGAGAACACCUUCCCAAAGAAGUACUCAGAGUCUUGGAAAAGUAGAGUUAGUGAAUGGAGAUGAAUCAGGAAGAUCAUUGGAUUGGAGAAAUCAGAGACCAGUUCAGCUCCGUCUCGAUGAUGAACCCUGUGAUCCAGGAGAUCUGGGUGCAGUAUGUAAAGGGGGUUCAUCCCCGCUUAGAUUGUCUAAGCUGUCAAAGACCAUAGAGGAAAUUCUCAAAGACAAGGAUGCCUUGUCUUGUUUUAUUGAGUUCAUGGAAUCACGAAAGAUGGGACAGUACAUCAGGUUUUGGUUGGAUGCAGAAAGUUUCCAGGCCUCCACCUGGAGCAGAUUAAGAAGUCAUUCCUUAAACUCAACUAAGAGGUCAACACUACCUGCCAAACUUUAUCAACCGUCUUCCAAUCCAUCAUUCAGUACACAGCAGGAUGCUGAGGACAAACUGGACACUGGAAGUGUAAGUUCCAAUCACACACUGACGGAGGAAGGUACAUGCAGUACCACAGUCGGCGAAAAUCAAACCCAAAUUUUAACCGAUACAGGACAAAUGAGUUCUGAACCCAAUACAUCAGACACAUCCAAGCCAGAAACUGUGAUACAACCCAAACCUUCAAGUCUCCCAGCCACACCACUAGAUCCCAGAGUUAACUACCUGCCUGGAUCGUCCAACCAAGAGUGUGAUAAUAGAGACAGCAUUGAGGCGAGACUGAGUGAUACAGUGUUAUCUAGUGCAAUCAAGAGAACUGAAAGUCUGAAAAUGACAAACUUGUCUCAGGAGGAGCUUGCUGAUAAACUCAAGAAAAGUAUUGCAAGAGAUGCUGUAAGCAUUUUCCAGAAUUACUUAUCUCAUGAUGCCCCUAGUCCUGUGCAGAUUACUGAUGAUCUCAGAAACCAGUGUAUGGCCAAAAUUUGCAGAGAAGAUGGUGAAGUAGAUCCGGGUUGUUUUGCUGACUGUCAGGAAUUUGUUUUAAAUGUGAUGAAAAUAAAGCAUGUUCCUGAUUUCUCCACAAGUGAGUUCCUCUACAAACACCAGAUCAAUCUUCUGACCAAAGGGCACAUCACUCUGUCUGAUGUCUUGUACAAUGAAGGUGCAAUGUUCUACUUUAUGGAGUAUAUGGAACAAGAGGGCGGAUCUAAACUCCUCCAGUUCUGGUUGGCGGUGGACAAUUUCCAGCAACACCUCUUGUCGUAUGAUGACAACUAUGAUGGCAUGGAAGCCCAAAGUGAUGCAAUGGUCCUCUAUGACAAGUAUUUCUCUCUCCAAGCCUCUGACCCCCUGGGAUUUGACGAUAAGACUCGUUUUGAAGUAGAAGGAAACAUUUGUCGAGAGGAGGGACCUCUCCCAGAUUGUUUUGCCAAAACCCAGCACAUUGUUUACCGUACAAUGGAAAAAACCUAUUUUCCAAGUUUUUUACAAAGUGAGAUUUACUACAAAUACCUGUCAGAACUAGUCAGCACAGUAACUAUAGCAACAGAUUUACCAAAGCAAACCAAACACAAAAGACAAGACAGCGAUGCCUCAUCUGUACACAGCGGCCACAGUGUAGGAAGUGAGAGCAUCAAGAACACACUUCUUGCCAUGGACACCAGCCAUAUGCGCAGACCGGUCACUAACAUCAAGGAGAGCGACAUGAACCUUGACCCUUGUCUCCUUAAUCCUGAUCUCCUCUGGAAACGAUCCAAUUCUGGGAUGUCUUUGGGUAAAGUGGACGAGCUGGGUAGAUUUGUAUCAGAGUUAGAUCCUCAGCCAGAACUAGAGAAAACCAAAAAUAGCUCUGGGUUUUUCAAGAAAAGCAAAGGCAAAGAUAAGGAGCAGGAAGACAUGGCUCUACAGAUUGCGCAGAUGAUCAUCAGUGAUGUCACCUCCGUCACUCGGACUAUUGGUGCUAUGCAAACCUUUGAUCCACCCCCAGAUUCUUGAUACCCAGCAGUCUUCACGAACUGUGCAAUAUUUGUUUCUCAUCAGUCAGUCAUUAAUUGAGGUUUUAUGUAAAUGUUUUUAUUUUACUUUGUAAAUAAUCAUUUUAUGUUUUUAAAGAACGAGAUUUGUAUCUCAAACACAACAAAAUUUCUCUUGACUGUUUUAUUUUCUUGAUAAUAUCGUGGCAGUUUUGUUAAACUAAUCACAAUAUAUAAGAAACUAUCACUGUAACCAGAAUUACUUUCCUUUUUCAAAUUUCGGAAUUUAAUGUGAAGAUUGUCCUGUAGAUAUAUAUUUAUAUGAUCACCAACCAUUUUGCAAUUUGAGUAAGUUUGAGUGGAAUGCGGUUUUUUUUAAUUCAGAAGGUGCCAAACCACGCAGAUGUAUUUUUCUAUGUGAUUGAUCUUGCUAUUGGUCAAUAUCAAUUUAUGUAAAGCCUAAAGGAGGGCUUUUGAAUAGAAAAUAUAUUUAUUAUGAUUUUAAGUAUCAGGCUGUGUGGUCCUGUUAUCAUUGUUAUGUACUGCUGUUACAAUAACAAGUCAAUAUUUUGUAAAUUGAAAUGUUAUAAUAAAGUUAUUAAACAUAAA
Ostrea edulis (European flat oyster) is the source of this 2697-nucleotide messenger RNA. RefSeq names its product A-kinase anchor protein 10, mitochondrial-like. The transcript has 14 exons. Bases 128 to 2110 code for a protein of 660 amino acids. Gene Ontology annotation, cellular component: plasma membrane. Gene Ontology annotation, biological process: intracellular protein localization. The record is from RefSeq and is a predicted model, not a curated record. Lineage: Eukaryota; Metazoa; Mollusca; Bivalvia; Ostreida; Ostreidae.